Messenger RNA from Phyllopteryx taeniolatus (common seadragon), 3571 nucleotides. It is a transcript of the gene kif19, whose product is annotated as kinesin family member 19. The record is from RefSeq and is a predicted model, not a curated record. The coding region runs from base 363 to 3410 and encodes 1015 amino acids. Lineage: Eukaryota; Metazoa; Chordata; Actinopteri; Syngnathiformes; Syngnathidae. Gene Ontology annotation, biological process: microtubule-based movement. The transcript has 20 exons. Gene Ontology annotation, molecular function: microtubule motor activity; microtubule binding; ATP binding.
GACGCGCUCACACGCACGCGCACGUACAGUCAGUCGGCAGCAGUCACUCAGCAGCAGGCUCGAGGUUAGGUGAGGUACUUACCUGGCACCGGCUCAACCACCGGAAAAGCGCGCCUCCCGCGGCCGACCAUCGACGCUUUUGGGCCGGCCGGGACGCGGCGUUGAAGACGGCGCGGGACGGACGCUCGGAGCGAAGAAAGAAAGAGAAGGAAGGCAAAAAGGAGGUCCGGGUGAGGAGAGCGAGGCGCAGCAGGUGGCUCCACAACAAGGAGGAGGAGGAGGCCGGGGCAUGCCGGUCGGACGGUCCAAACGAGUCCGGUGUGAUGCACUCGAAGCUCGGCUGUGAGUGACCCGAAGUGAGGAUGAAGGACACCGGAGAGUCGAAGGAGCACCAACUGACGGUGGCCUUGAGGAUUCGACCCCUCAGCGAUGGCGAGCAGGAGGAGGCGGCGACCAUCGUGGCCCACCGGCUGGACGAGCAGAUGGUGAUCCUGAUGGACCCCAUGGAGGAUCCCGAUGACGUCCUGCGGGCCAACCGCUCCAGGGAAAAGACCUAUGUGUUCGACGUGGCCUUCGAUUACUCGGCCAGUCAGGAGGAAGUGUACCGCGCCACCACCAAAGGGCUGAUCGAGGGCCUCAUAUCCGGCUACAACGCCACCGUGUUCGCCUACGGACCCACAGGUUGUGGGAAAACGUACACCAUGCUGGGUACCGACAAGGAGCCCGGCAUUUACGUCCGCACCCUCAACGACCUCUUCCGGGCCAUCGAGGAGACCAGCGAUGACAUGAUGUACAGCGUCUCCAUGUCUUAUUUGGAGAUCUACAACGAGAUGAUCCGGGACCUGCUCAACCCGUCUUCGGGCUUCCUGGACCUUAGAGAGGAUGCAAAAGGAGAGAUUCAAGUGGCGGGCAUCACAGAAGUGUCCACCAUUAACGCUCAAGAGAUCAUGGAGCUGCUGAUUAAGGGCAACAAGCAGCGCACGCAGGAGCCCACGGCCGCCAACCGGACGUCGUCACGCUCUCACGCAGUGUUGCAGGUGGCGGUCAAGCAGCAAAGUCGCUGCAGGGACGUUCUGCAGGAGGUCCGCUUUGCCCGUCUCUUCAUGAUCGAUCUGGCCGGCUCCGAACGAGCAGCACAGACCCAGAAUCGGGGUCAGAGGUUAAAAGAGGGCGCCCACAUCAACCGCUCCCUCUUGGCGUUGGGCAACUGCAUCAACGCUCUGAGCGACAAGAACGGCAACAAGUACGUCAACUAUCGAGACAGCAAGCUGACUCGACUGCUCAAGGACUCUUUGGGAGGGAACAGUCGAACCGUCAUGAUCGCUCACAUUAGCCCCGCCUCCGUGGCCUUUGAGGAGUCCCGCAACACGCUAACAUACGCUGACCGUGCCAAAAGUAUUCGCACACGGGUGAAGAAGAACCUGAUCAACGUGUCCUACCACAUCGCUCAGUACACCAACAUCAUCUCGGACCUCCGCUGCGAGAUUGAGCGGCUCAAGAAGAUGAUCGCCGAUCAGGCGAGCCGCCAGCUCACCUCCGACCGGGCCGACAUCCGCCACGUCCAGGCUGAGGUCAAGGCGCACUCCUGCCAGCAGAGUCGGGUCGAGAUGGAACAGCUGAGGGAGAAGCUCCUGGACGCCUUCCGCCAGCAGAUGGAUGUCCGCCGGAAUCUGAUGGCGCUGGAGACCAGCAAUGCCGAGAUCCAGAUGGAGACCACCAAGCAGCUGCUCACCAUUGCAGACUGGGAGCAAGAACGGAGCAGGCGACGGCGGAAGUGGCGUGCAGAAAAGCGAAAGGAAAGUGCCGGCAAGGAUGACAGUGAGAAGGACUCGGACUCACCGGAAUCUCCAGCCGACGCCGCAGAGACGGAGGAGGUGGCCGUGGCCAGAGAGAACCUGGUCGCCCUCAUGACGGAGCAGAAGAAGCUCCACAAACAGAAGGUGCUGCUAGAGCGCCGGUUCCUGGAGCUCCGUAACCAGGCCCGGCAACUGGAGGAGCUGCUGCCGCGGCGAGUGAGCUCAGACGAGCAGCGCGAGGUCCUGGACCUCUUGUGCAAAGUCCACGAGCUGGAGAUCGAGAAUGCCGAGAUGCAGUCGCACGCACUGUUGAAGGACAACGUGAUCCGACAAAAGAACUUUGUGGUCCGCCGCUUCGAGAUGCACCGGCACCUCUGCGACGAGCUCAUUCAACAGCAGCGGCGGUUCAUUGAUGAGAACAGUCUGCUUGUGUCGCCCCACCUCCAGGAGCUGUACGAUAUGUACACCAGAGAACGAGAUGAGAGAAAACUGGACAGAGCCGUAGCUCUGGAUCAGGAAACCACCUGCCACAGCAUCAAGGGAGGCUCCCUACCCAAGAUCGGCCUGCCCGCUCAGGCUCGCGAUACCAUGCAAGACGUGGACUCGGACCAGGAGAGCGUACGCCCUGAUGAAAGGCGAGGACACGCCAAACUUCGCCGCCACACGUUGCCCCCCAUUCUGCCUGAGCACGAACAGGACAGCGACAGAGUUUUCAAGAACAUCGCUCAUGCGCGUCACAUGAAAAUAUCGUCUGUGAUGACCCCGCCUCCCAUCCACAUCAAUGGGAAGGGCAACAGAGAGCUGCAACCGCUGGCUCCAGUAAGCUCGCUGAGCUACACUCACCUCAGCCACAGCGUCAGCAGCCAACUGGACUCAUCGCCCGAAAGCAGCGAGGCGGGGGCCGAUGCGCCGCUUUCACAAAAUGAGAGGAAGCAGAUUCUCCAAGGCGUGCAGAACAUUUCGGUGAAGGCGGCACGGCGGCGCUCCAAAGCCAGAGAGGUGGACGCCUUGCGCUUGCCACCUGCACCCUCUCCCAUGGAGCCCGCCAAGCAGAAGAGCAGCCUUUUUGGCAGUGACGCGGCCCCCAGAGGUCUGCCGAUGCGGCGCGGCAGACAACCCAGCCCCGAGCUCCGGCACGCCACCUCGGACGACAACCUGUCCAGCAGCACCGGCGAGGGGCCCGGUCUGCAGGCCACUUGGACGCGGAACCACAAGCUCACCGGCAAGAACCAAACCCCACGAGACGGCGACUUUGAGGCGCGCCGCAAGAAGAGGCGCUCGCGCUCUUUUGAGGUCACUGGACAAGCACUGCCUCAGUCCAAAACGAUCACGGCUGGAAGGUUCCGUCCCUUGGACAGCACGUCAGACGCUCACCUGCACAUCAGUGGUGAGUCCCAGGUCCCGGUGCUACGCCCCCAGUUCAGAGGAGUCCCGCCUCUUGCCAAAGUCAGGGUACCAAUCGGCAGCCAGCAAGCAGGCCCAAACUCAGAGACCACUGCAACCCAGGCAAACAACCUGAAGCGCAUCCCCUUGCUGCGGCAGCCCCAGCCACCGCUCUACAUCUCCACCACCACCACCACCAUGGGGGGCCAGCAGCGACCACGCCGACACUGAGCGUCAUUUUGACUUGAACAAUGCGAGACGCACACACCAGGAAGUCUGGACGAUGAUGAGCGAUGACAUCAUCGUCCCCGCAGACGCCAAAGAUCGUUACGUGUCCACUUUGUGUCUUGUCGUCAUGUGUUUUUUAAAAAAAAUAAAAAUCUUUAUUGUGC